CGGAAACAAGAUGACGAAGGGGACGUCAUCGUUUGGGAAGCGUUGCAAUAAGACGCACACGCUGUGCCGCCGCUGUGGCUCGAAGGCCUACCACCUUCAGAAGUCCACCUGUGGCAAAUGCGGCUAUCCUGCCAAGCGCAAGAGAAAGUAUAACUGGAGUGCCAAGGCUAAAAGACGAAACACCACUGGGACCGGUCGAAUGAGGCACCUAAAAAUUGUAUACCGCAGAUUCAGGCAUGGAUUCCGUGAAGGAACAACACCUAAGCCCAAGAGGGCAGCUGUUGCAGCAUCCAGUUCAUCUUAAGGAUUUCAACGAUUAGUCACACAAUAAACGUUCUGGUUUUAAAAAAAAAUAAAAAAAUAAAAAAAUAAAAAUAAAUAAAAAAAAAAUAAA
Messenger RNA from Neomonachus schauinslandi (Hawaiian monk seal), 394 nucleotides. RefSeq names its product 60S ribosomal protein L37-like. The record is from RefSeq and is a predicted model, not a curated record. Gene Ontology annotation, cellular component: ribosome; cytosolic large ribosomal subunit. Lineage: Eukaryota; Metazoa; Chordata; Mammalia; Carnivora; Phocidae. Gene Ontology annotation, molecular function: structural constituent of ribosome; RNA binding. Gene Ontology annotation, biological process: translation. The coding region runs from base 11 to 304 and encodes 97 amino acids. The transcript has a single exon.